Peromyscus californicus insignis is the source of this 7307-nucleotide messenger RNA. It is a transcript of the gene Magel2, whose product is annotated as MAGE family member L2. NCBI's taxonomy places the organism in Eukaryota, Metazoa, Chordata, Mammalia, Rodentia, Cricetidae. The coding region runs from base 3344 to 6535 and encodes 1063 amino acids. The record is from RefSeq and is a predicted model, not a curated record. The transcript has 2 exons.
AUGAAGCCCUUAAAAUUUUUCUCUCAACUAUUUUAAAGUCUGGUAUCUCCAGUGUUUUGUUUGUUUUCUUGCACAGUCUGUCUGUCUGGAAGCAUUCAAUAGUCUUUUCCAGCUUUGUUUUUUUUUUUCAUUGAUGCACAUUUAGCCACAUACUACUCAUGUCCCAGGCAGAAGUAAAUACUUAUUUGUGUCAAUUAUGACCAAUAUGUUUUUUUUCACGAUAAUUCCUUAUUCGCACUAAAAUCAUCAUAUUAAUAUCUGUAUAGAAUAACAAUAAGAUCUUGUCACAGAGUUUUUGUUUGUAGUUUUAUAUAUAGCACACUUCUAGGCAUCUAGUAAAUGUUUGACAAAAGAUAUUUCAUAAACAAAUGAUUUCAGAGCUUGGGAAAAUCACAAUUUGCUUCCCCCGGCUUUGGAGUAUCUAUCCGAAGUCUACCACCCAAACUGGAUACAUAGAGAAUCAGCUUUGGUGUUAAGAGCUCUCAGCUUCACUCCACGGCGGCUUACGGGCCGCUCGACAUUAACUAGUGUGCCAAAGCAAAGCUCUCAAAUCAAACACUGCUCCUAUAAUAUGAGAGUGAAUUUUCUUUCUUCCGUUUGUUCAACUAUUUUCUCACAUCUAUUAUACACUGGUGUAAGUUAUUGAAAGGACAGACAGAUGCCAAAAUUCCAUGAAUGUUUCAUAUCCAUUUCCAUUAUGUUUUCUAUGAAUUUCCUUGAAUUUUCAAGCCCUUCUGUAGAGGAGGAACACUUACUGAGGAAAAAGGCUAUACCGCGCAAAAGGCUGUACUCGCGCAAAAGGCUAAUGGGGGACUCUGAAUGCUGGAGGAUUUCACAAAGAGAAAGGGCACUAGGAUUGUGGUACAGAUGUCUCUCUAGUCUGGAGACACUUGAAUUUUUAUGUUUUUAACAUGGUCCGUUUCAGAAGGGAACCAUAUGCUCCUUGGUACCUGGGUAUGAUUUGAGAUGGAGAAUUCUAAUUGCUCAGCAUAUACAGAUCUGUAUUUUGACGAAGUGUCCAUCGUUACUGGCCCCCUCUACAGUCCCGAAAUGCUCAAUUCUCAAUUUUUCCUGUUGUUGACAUGUGUUACCAAAGAAAGGCCAGUGUACAGGUUGUGAGUUAUUUAUCAUUUGCUUCUAAUUAUACCUACAUCUUUUUUUUGUCUCUCUGAAUAAUUCCUAAUCAUUUCUUUCUGCCUUGUAUGUUGUCUGUUUACAUAAUCAGAUGCUCUCUUUUUAUAAAACAGGUUUGGUGGGAGUUGAUGUCCUAUGGCAGAACUAUUCAUUGAUGUCGAAGUCAGUGAGAAUAACCAUGCCCUGCUGAAAAUCAUUUGCCAUGUGGGAUGACCUACACUUUGGCAGACUGAAAGCCAAAUCUGUCACAAUUCUAGAAAGCAAAUGGUUAGCAGGAUAACUUAAUCUGAUGUGUUUAUUUAUGCGAGUUAGCAUAUGAGGAAAAUGAACCAAUUUUCAUCACACCACCCACAGUUAGAAACAGCCAUGUGGCAGAGCAGAUAAUAGAGAGCAAAGGGAUUAUGUGUUUAUUGUCGGUUCCUGUCAAAGGAUUCUCAUCCCCUAUGUCACAAUUCCUAUAUAAAUGGGGCCUAUGAACCCAAGGUAAGGACUGAAAUCCAGCACAGCAAUGCAGUACUCAUGCUGCAAAAGGCUAUUUCUGUCUUGAACGCAUGUAUACCAAAGUGAUAGAUCAUCAAGAAUUACUGUUGUAACAUGCUCUUAGUGGCUAGACAUUCUCUGAAAUCCGAGUCCAAAAUUCUUAUCAGUUUCAGAAAGAGUAGUCCUGGAGCACAUUUCUUCUUUAGGACCCACAAAUAAAAAUUUGAGGAACACUUGUUACGGGUAUCUUAGGAGUGGGGUGCAGCCUUCAUCAUCCUCUUCUGCCCCCUUGUGGUUUCCUUUCCUCACAUCGGACUCUUGCCCUAGGCGGCAAACAACCCCUUCUAAAAGAACCAUAAUGUUAAUUACCUUGUAAAUAUCCAGAAAAGUCCCUGACUAAACUGAGAUUGCUGCUUAGUUUUCAGAAGAAAGAAAGAUCCAAUACACGGCAAGACAUGGGUCCUACUGUUGAGCUGAUUUUUCAGAAAGUUUCCUGUAUUCUCUAUUUUUCUAGUUAUCUUUGUAAGUCUCUGCUAGCCUAUUUGCUAUUUUAUGGCUCAUUGCUUCAUUUUUGAUUUUUAGAAUGUCUUUCACACUCUAUUGUCUCAUCUCACCUACUUCACAGGUGGAUUCUCCCAUAUUAAAAAUGCCGCCUCCAUGAAUUUCUGUUACUUAACUUCCAAGAUUCCUUUUCUUCCCUUGCUAACUGACGCGGGUUUUUUUUUUCUGCCUGUCUCUAUGAUGCAGUCAGUACUAUUCUUCUAGAUGAGUGUAGAUUUUUUUCUCUCUUAACACACUCUUUUGCAACAAUGUUCACUACUGUUGCUCUGUUUUGAUUUUUUAAAAAAAAAUGGACAAACUUGCCUCCCAAUCCUCUGAGUGAAUACAGAUAUAUGAGAGCACCUAGGGUAUUCCAGGUUGACUGCCCCGUGCCUGGCAAGUACUUAUUAAUCUCUCUUACCCUGUGCCUCCUGCCUUCCAUAUAUCCCUGAGAGAAUAAACUACCCCUGGAAAUUCAUACUUUUCCAAGACAGAUACAUGAAUAUACUCCCCAUUUUUCUAAACCUUCGUUAACUUGAAUAGCUGUCUGGUAUAGCUCCCCAGUCCCGCUUACGUCAAUAGGCUUCGUUUCUGAGCUCAGACCACACCACGGCCCCCACCUUUGGACAUGUUCCAUGUUGCUAGUGGUCUGUCCCCACUUCAUAAUGCAGCACAGUGAUUUUUCUAAAGUAUAAAUCUGUCCCUGUCAUUUGCCUAUGUAAACUCAUGCUUAAAGAGGCUGAACUAGUUGAAUUGGGAAACUAUUAGAGCAGGAGACUGAAUCCUGUGUCAGUCAAUGGUUUGGUAAACGCCCCUCUGCACAAUCCACUUGUGGUGGUCGGGGGCGGGGAAGGGGCGGGAUUGAGCCCCCUCCCUCCUCCUUCUUACUGCGGAGAGCUGCAGAGCCAGUCCGCACUCACUGCGAGCUGUGAGCUGAACUGCGAGCUGCGCUGUGGAGGCACUUGGCUGGGAGCUGCGGAGGAAGUCAGACAGCGCUCUCUGAGAGCUGUGGUGCCAGCCAGGCAGCGCUCCGCUCGCUGAGAGCUGCGGAGAGAUCCAGGCAGCACUCGCUGAGCGCUGCGGUGCCAGCCAAGCAGCGCUCGCUGAGAGCUGCGGAGAGAAUCCGCAGCUGUCUCUCAGAGCGGCAGGGUGAGCCAGGCAGCGGAGCUGGCUUCCCACAGAGCUCGCGAUGGAUGGGGAUCCUCCUGGGCCGCCACGUCGGCAUUCUCAACACUGGAAGAAAAAACGCAACAAUCGGAGACGGGCAGCUAGCAGUCAAUCAAGGGACACGUCGCAGCUAAGUACGAACCUGGGUGAUUCCAGCCCUCCGGAGUCCCCUGUGCCUCCAGUCCAUAGCCGCCCUACAGUACUGAUGCGGGCUCCGCCUGCUUCCUCCCGGGCUCCUCCAGUCCCUUGGGAUCCACCUCCAGUGGACUUGCAGGCUCCCCUGGCAUCAUGGCAGGCUCCUCAGGCUGCCUGGGAGGCUCCAGAGGGCCAGUUGCCUGCCCCAGUGGCUCAGCUGGCCCAGCCUCCUGCCCUAGGGGCCCCAAUGGUCCAGGCUCCCCCUCUGGGGGGGGCGAUGGCCAAGCCUCCAACUCCUGGAGUCUUGAUGGUCCAUCAGCCCCCUCCGGGAGCCCCAAUGGCCCAGCCAUCAACUCCAGGAGUCCUGAUGCUUCAUCCUUCUGUCCCGGGGGCCCCUUUGGCUCAUCCUCCUCCCCCAGGAAGCCAAAUGACACACCCUCCUCCUCCUCCUGGGACCCCGAUGGCACACCCUCUUCCUGGGACCCCAAUGGCCCACCCUCCUCCUCCUCCUCCUCCUCCUCCCCCUCCUCCUCCACCUCCUCCACCUCCUCCUCCUGGGACCCCUAUGGCCCACCCUCCUCCUCCUGGGACCCCUAUGGCCCAUCCUCUUCCACCUGGGAACCCGAUUGUGCAUCCUCUGCCUCCUGGAACCCCGAUGGUCCAUCCUCCCCCACCUGGAACUUCAAUGCCGCAUGCUCCAAUUCCGGGGACACCGAUAGCCCAGCAACCAACUCCAGGAGUCCUGAUGACCCAGCAGCUGACACCGGGAGUCCUGAUGGUCCAGCCUCCUGCUCCAGGAGCUCCGAUGGUCCAGCCUGCUCCACCAGCUGCCUUGAUGACCCAGCCUUCACCUUCGAUAACGACGAUGGCCAAGCCUCCAGGUCCUGGUGUCGUGAUGAUCCAUUCUCCAGGUGCCAGAGCUCCAGUCAUUCAGCCUCCAGUGUCAGGAGCACCGAUGGCACAGCCAGUGCUGCCCCCAGGGCAGCCUCUGACUUCGUGGGCCCCACAGGGUCAGCCUUUGAUCCUGCAAAUCCAGUCUCAAGUCAUAAGGGCUCCUCAACAGGUUCCCCCUGCCCCAUCAACCCCACAGGUGCAACUGGGUACAGGCCCUAGCUGGCAAGCCACCACACCCAACUGGCAGGUGACCCCCCAGGGUUGGCAGGGGACGCCCUUGAACUGGCAGGGCACGCAGGUCUCUUUGCAGGCCCCCACAAUAGCCUGGCAGGCCCCUCCUAUGCGCCAAGGGUUCCCACCUAUUCGUCCUGGUCCCGCACCCAUUCGACCUGGAGCGCCUGCAAUACUCCGCCAGAUGCCACCUGUGAUUCGUCAGGCCCCAUCACUGAUGCGACAAAUCCCACCAUUGAUCCGCCAGGCCCCUCUACCUUUCAGACAAGCUACACAUGGCAUAGCAAGCCAGACUCAUCUGUGGCAAGUCCUGCCACCCCCGCCGCCACUGCGCCAGGCUCCACAUACUCGUCUGCUGAUCCCCAGGAUGCCAGGGGCACCUCAUGUGCCUACAGCACCACAAGUUACUCAGAUACAUUUGGUGCCACAGGCAGGCCUACAGAUGCCCCAGACAUUGUUCCCAGCAUCACUGUCUAUCACAAUUCCUGUGCCACAGGUUGCCCCUCAGUCUGGUCCCCGAGGUAUGCAUUGCCCAACCAUCAUCUGGCAGGCCCCCAGAGGCCAACCCCCGGCACCACAGGAGCUCCAGGUGCCACAGGAGCUCCAGGUGCCACAAGAGCUCCAGGUGCCACAGGAGCUCCAGGUGCCAGAGGAGGUCCCGGUGCCACAGGAGGUCCCGGUGCCAGAGGAGGUCCCGGCGCCACAGGAGGUCCCGGUGCCACAGGAGGACCCGGUGCCACAGGAAGACCCGGUGCCACAGGAGGUCCAGGUGCCACAGGAGAUCCAGGUGCCACAGGAGGUCCCGGUGCCACAGGAGGUCCCGGAGCCACAGGAGGUCCCGGAGCCACAGGAGCUCCCAGUGUCAUUGGAGUUCCAGGAGGUACAGCAGGCCCGGGCAAGGGGCUGGCAGGCACCCAAGGCACCCACUCACUUCUGGCAGCCUGCGCCUGCCCAGGAGGCCCAGGAGCAGGCCACUCAGCUCACCCAUGUGGAGCAGCAGCAGCCCUUUCGGGGAGUUCCAGCCUCCCACAGAAGCCGGCAAACUCGGAGGCAUACCCACCAGGCCCAAGCCACAGGCCUGCAGGCAGAACUGCCCUCAAUACAACCGCAGCCUUCUUGGCAAGGCCCACCCCCAACAGCGCAGGCACAGCCCGGAGCCUCCAGAGCACCAACAAAUUUUCCCAGGGGCCCCACUAGGUCACACAUGACUCCGUCAGGAGAACCUGGCCCCUCUUCGCUAGAACCUAGAGGCCCUCCUAGAGAUCGUAGGUCCUCUGCAAGGGACAGAAAGGGCCCUCCAAAAGAUCGCAUGAUCAUUGGUGCCACAUUCUGUGCUCCAAGGGCAGCAUCAGCGUCCAGGGCUUACCUGCCAACUGCUUGGAGAAACUUGCCUGCCACAUCAGAGAACUUAGCUGCCACUUCAAGGGUCUUUCCACCUACCUCUCAUUUUCAGGCUGCCUCUUCUAAUGCCUUUAGAGGUCCAUCAGCCACCUCAGAGAGCCCAAAGUCACUGCCAUUUGCUCUGCAGGAUCCUUAUGCCUGUGUAGAGGCCCUGCCUGCAGUUCCCUGGGUUCCAUUUCCUGAGGUGAAUGCCUCCUCAGCAUGUAAGGCAGUGCCUGCCAUCCUGAUGGUGACAGCAGCUGCCCCCCAGGCAAGUGCCACUAUUCCAGAGGCCUCCAAGUCUGCAGAGCCACCACGGCGCUCUGGCAAAGCCACCAGGAAGAAGAAGCAUCUGGAGCCCAAAGAGGAGGAUUGUGGCCAUAGGAUGACCUCACGCGACUGGCGGGGGCCCCGACCCUGUGAGAGUACCAGGCAGAAUGACUGGGAGAUCCAAAGGGCAAUGCAGCUUCUGGGGGACCGAGACUCCUUCUACACUCCCCAGGUUAGGACUGGAUGUCCACGAGACAAGUGGUCUCUUCAGGAGCACGAAGAAGCUCAUCACCCUUGUGUUUGAGAAACACAGGCACCUAGACUACAGGCAAGUCCCGUUCACGGAGUCAGCAGAAUUACGAGCUUCUCUGGGGGCCGCGCGCAUUCCUCGAGACCAACCAGGUGCACAUCUUGAGAUUGUUGGCCGCACUCUGCGCGAACCAGGCCCAGACAUGGACAUCCCAGUACCUUGAGUUACUGUCGGCGUUGGAAUACAAGGACACAAACGAGACAUCCCAGUACCUUGAGUCACUGUCGGCGUUGGAAUACAAGGACUCGAACAAGGAGCCUAGUGACAGUGAUGAUGACACCCAUGACCCCACCAGCAGUCCCCAUCCUUAUUAAUAGGUGUUACCAAGAUGAACUAAUGAACUUAUCCCUGUGGGGUACCAGGCCAAAGGCAACUGACAAUGGGGGGAGGGGGGACAUUGUGCUUUCUGGUGUUUUUGGUAUUGAUCUGUGUGUGUAAGUUUGAAUUUUCAGCCUGUUUUUAUAUUUGCCAAAGCUUUGUACACUUUUGUGAGGUGUUGAUUUAAACUGGCUGCUCUACUGUUUUGUAUUUUGGCAUCUGUAUUUUUAAAUGAGAUCUGUGGUUCCCUGUUUUGUGUUCUAGUUGUUACGUUGUGGUAUCAGAGUCGUGCUACCUUUGUGAAAUGAAGUGACAGUCCAUCCGUCUUGUUCUGUUUAAGUGAAAUCAUACUAGAAUGUUCUUUGGUUGUUAACAUGACUCAUCAGUAAAAUACAGUCUGGAGAAAAGUAAAGAUCUAUAUCUAUAUAAAUUUACUUUUAGCAUAACA